AAGUCAGUAGUGUAUCUCGUGAACGCUAACUCCCAUGCUGCUUUGCCCGAUUUAGUCGCAUAAGUUUAUUUGCAGGAUUGCGUGCUGCUCCUAAAGAUGGCGGGUAGCGUAGUAGAAGAAAAGUUGUUGGAAAAUGCGGGUAGUCGACAGGUUUCUCUACCGAUUUCUCGUGUUAAACUGAUCAUGAAGAGCUCCCCGGACGUUUCCAGCAUAAACCAGGACGCCCUGUUCUUAACCGCAAAGGCAACAGAACUUUUUGUUCAGUACUUGGCCUCGUAUUCUUAUAAAAAAGGCACCGGGAAAGAGAAAAAAACUUUAAUCUAUAGUGACCUCGCCAAGGCAGCAGAAGAAUCGGAACAAUUUCAGUUUCUUUCAGAUAUUCUUCCUCAGAAGAUCUUGGCGAGCGAGUACCUGGCUUUGCUUGAAGAAGCACAAACAGAUGGAGGAGAGAGUGAUUAGAGAGUUCAAAUGUGUGUUACCUGGGAGGAGUUUCUGUGGGUGGGAACUUGGGAUGGCAGUGAGAUUUGCUGUUUACCAAAAGUCUUUCCAAAAUUGUGGAAUAUUAAAUGACAUAAAAUUCAUAGUGGACAAACCAGAAGUUUUCUUUUUUCCUACAGAUUACUCCUAAUGAAUGUAUUAAAGCACUGUAGAAAUGAAUGCAGAAUACAAUGCCCCAAUGUUUGUAUAUUUGAGUUGCUUUGUAUGAUCAUUUGUUAGGCCCAAGAGUACAAGAUUAUAUUGUAUGUAUUUAUUAAAGAAGAAAAAUAAGUAUUUUGACAUUAGUCUGGUAUUAAGUUUUUCAUUUUUCUUUUAUAUUAGAUUUUGUUUUCAAUUUGGCCAUAAAGCUUUUCUUCUAUUAAAAUAUCCCAAUUUAAAGUUACAUUAUUAUUCUAUACUUUGUCAAAAGGAUACACUUUCUAAUUUUCCAGCAUGCACGAGUAAUUAUUUUACACAUUCUGGAGUCAGAGUCUCAUUUUGACAUUCCAUGUCCUACCUUUGCAUUCUGCUAAAGAAUUAUAUGGGAUAAAAUUAUUACAUUUUUUGUUUUGUGACCCAAGAAGCUAUGGAUUGGUAAAAUUUUAAUAGCACAUUUUUUAUUUUAAUUUUAUUUUUUAACUUUAGAGUGUUUUGGCAUUUUUCGUUCUAGCCUACAUCAAUUUUGUAAAAGUACAUUUAGAUCUAAAAGUUUAGGGCAUUGCGUAAAUGAGAACAGUUUUUACUAUAGACCAAAAAGCAAGACUUAAAAAAAUUGCCUUUCCAUACAUUUGGACUUAAAACUUAUGUUUCAAUAUUUGUAUUGUGGUGCAGAAGAAAACAUGAAAAAUUUGAUUGUGUAUAUUUGUUAAUAUUUGUAUCAAUAAAGUCUUUUUUAUUAA
Molecule: messenger RNA, 1376 nt
Organism: Polypterus senegalus (gray bichir)
Lineage: Eukaryota; Metazoa; Chordata; Cladistia; Polypteriformes; Polypteridae
Gene: chrac1
Product: chromatin accessibility complex subunit 1
Exons: 3
Coding region: 97-459 (120 amino acids)
Cellular component (GO): nucleus; CHRAC
Molecular function (GO): protein heterodimerization activity
Source: RefSeq, a predicted model, not a curated record